This is a messenger RNA of Armigeres subalbatus, 2301 nucleotides long. It is a transcript of the gene gkt, whose product is annotated as probable tyrosyl-DNA phosphodiesterase. The record is from RefSeq and is a predicted model, not a curated record. Gene Ontology annotation, cellular component: nucleus. Gene Ontology annotation, biological process: DNA repair. Bases 220 to 2217 code for a protein of 665 amino acids. The transcript has 5 exons. Gene Ontology annotation, molecular function: double-stranded DNA binding; single-stranded DNA binding; 3'-tyrosyl-DNA phosphodiesterase activity. Lineage: Eukaryota; Metazoa; Arthropoda; Insecta; Diptera; Culicidae.
UAACUCGAACAAGAAUAUUUUUCUGUGUGUAUGCAAAUGUCUCGCAGCUGCUCGCAGUUUGUUUUGAUAAUCAAAACGGUUUUGAUUCGAGGCCAAAAUUAUUCUUAUUUACAUUCGCGUUUGCCCUGUUUUCCGGAUUUUCAUCAACUUUGAUGUGUGUAGGACUCUAAACAAUCUUUAUCAAAAGUGAAGUCAGAUUUGUUUACCAAGAUAUUUAAAAUGGACAACAGCAAGAGAAAGGCGAUAGCGAGAGUCCCAGCAAAAGUAUGUCAAUAUGGCUCGGAUUGCUAUCGCAAAAAUCCUGUACACUUCAAGGAGUUUUCACAUCCUCAUUUGGAAUCAAUCUUAGCGGAUGCUCCAGCCAGCGAAAAAUACCGGAUACCAGAUGAACUUUUCAUAAGUCGUGAAGUUGUUCUCGAGCAACUUAAGAUUUUAGAACAAAUCUAUCCCGAGCUAAUGAACCAGAAUUGCCCGCCGUCAAAGUAUUCCAAGAACAACAAUAGCUUAACUCCUUCAUCCACAAACAACUGCAGCAGCUCCCCUUCGAAACCAUCUCCAUCGAACCAUUCCAAAAAUGACGAUAGUGCCGUUAGCUCACAAUCAAAAGCAAGUUUGACGCCCAAAGCAGCCGAUCCAAAAGUAAACGGUGCUGCGAAACCAAAGUCUCCUGCUCCUAUCCAGAAACCCAACGCUGUUGCGGAUCUGUUCGCUGAGCGCCGCGCUAAAAUGGCCAAAAUACGAGCUGAAGAGCAAAAAAAGCAAGAUCCUCAACCAUCAACCAGUGCAUCCCAGGGUCGAAAUCAAGCAGACACCCCGAAGCAGACGUCAGGGGUCUCACUGAAGAAGGUCAUUCCCCGCAACAUUCAUGAUUACUUCCCUGUUGUGGCGCCCCGGGGACAAAUGGCCAAAAAAUUGGCUGCAGCCGCGCCUUAUAACUAUUUCCUCACAACGAUCACCGACGCCAAAGUGACUCACUCGGAGCCGCUGUCGAUCACAUUUCAGGAACUGCUAGACUCUAGCCUCGGAGAGUUGGAAUGCUCCGUCCAAAUGAACUUCAUGGUCGACAUAGGGUGGCUUUUGGGGCACUACUUUUUUGCCGGUUAUGAAAAUCGCCCUCUACUAAUUUUGUACGGAGAUGAAACCCCGGAGCUGAAGAUGGUAUCGACGAAAAAACCAAAUGUGACAGCGGUUAAGGUGCACAUCGCCACGCCUUUCGGCGUGCAUCACACUAAGAUGGGACUGUACGGAUAUACGGACGGGUCGAUGCGAGUUGUGGUUUCGACGGCUAAUUUGUACGAGGAUGACUGGCACAAUCGAACCCAGGGGCUAUGGGUCAGUCCCAAGUUGCCGCCCGUGCCGGAAGAUGCGGACACGGGGGCAUGCGACAGCAAAACAGGAUUCCGAGAAAGUUUGAUAACUUAUUUGAAUUCGUAUAAAAUAGCCCAAGUGCAACCGUGGGUGGCUCGAAUACAAAAGACUGACUUCAGGGAGGUGAACGUUUUUCUAGUGGCAUCGGUUCCUGGAGGUCAUUUGAAUACGCCCAAAGGACCGCUUUGGGGUCAUCCACGGCUGGGUUAUUUAUUAGGCAAACACUCAGCCCCAAUCGAUGAUGCUUGCCCGCUGGUGGCACAAAGCUCUAGUAUAGGUAGUCUAGGCCCUAACCCGCAGUCAUGGGUUCUAGCGGAACUGAUGGCCAGCUUCAGAAGAGACUCGGCACCUAUUGGCUUACGAAGGAUUCCUGCUUUCAAGAUGAUCUUCCCAAGCUUCUCCAAUGUUAGAAACAGCCAUGACAAUCUAUUGGGAGGAGGAUGCCUACCGUACGUGAAAGCCACUCAUGACAAACAAUUAUGGCUGAAAGACUAUCUACACCAAUGGAGAAGCGAUUCCAGGAAUAGAACCAAAGCGGUGCCGCAUAUUAAAACGUACUGCCGAUGGUCUCACCGAGGAUUGUAUUGGUUUCUGCUGACAUCGGCAAACCUAUCGAAAGCGGCGUGGGGUGUCUACAAUAAAUCAGCCAAGUUUGAAGCACCCCUAAGGAUUAAUAGUUACGAAGCUGGGGUCCUAUUUUUCCCCAAGUUUGUGAUAGACGAAAACUUUUUUCCGAUGGAACCGAAAUUGGGCCAACAGCACCCUCAUUUUCCAAUGCCCUAUGAUGUUCCAAUAAUUCCAUAUGCUCCUGAAGAUAGUCCCUUUUUCAUGGAUUAUCUCAGAGGAUAGUAUUAGUUCACAAAUUUAUUAUUCUUAUUACGAAAUUUCUCGAUUUUUUUUGUAGUACAUAUUCUCAAGUUAUGCUUAUAAAAA